UAGAUCGUAACAGUAUAUGAUUUGUUUCAGCAACAUAGAGUGUCAUACGGGUGUCAUAGCAUACCGCGUCGGCUUAACUCUGCAGCAAGUGAAUAUCGCGGAUAUCGACUUUGUCACUGAGGUUUAACCAGCAAUCAGAGCAGCAGUGAAGCUAUCAUGGAAAGUCGAAGCCUUGUGUGUCUGGUUUUUGUGAUUCUGCCGUGCUCUUUCCUGGUGAACUGUAAAGUGCUGGAACCUGUGAGGACCCGCAGGGUAGGUCGAGCUGCCCCGUCCUUGCCUAAGGUGAACACAACUGAGCGCUUAAAGGAGCUAAGACAGAAGAUGCAACAAGAAGGCGUUCAGGCCUACAUCAUUCCCUCUGUUGACCAACACAUGAGCGGAUAUGUUGCCCCACACUUUCAACGACGCCAAUACAUAUCUGGUUUUACCGGCUCAAGUGGUGAUGCAGUCGUUACAUUGACGAAGGCUGCAAUGUGGACUGAUGGUCGCUACUUCCUUCAAGCCACCAUGCAAAUGGAUGAUAACUGGACGUUGAUGAAACAGGGUCUGGCAGGUACCCCAACACAAGCCGAAUGGUUGUCACAGGAACUUUCCAGCGAUGAAAAAGUUGGAGUUGAUGCAAACCUCAUUUCCAUUGGUAAUUACGAGGACAUGACCAAGGAGCUUCAAAAGUCAAACAUUACAGUGAAAUCGAUUUCUGAAAAUCUUGUUGACUUGAUAUGGACUGAGGGUAGACCAGCUUUGAGCAACGCUACGAUCUACCCGCUGGAAAUGAAAUUCACAGGAAAGGCAUGGUCUGACAAAAUAAAAGAUCUUCGAAACGAGAUGACUGCAAAUGAUGCGACGGCGGUUAUUGUGUACCAGCUUGAUGAGGUUGCCUGGCUGUUGAACUUGAGAGGGGCGGACGUGCCUUCAAGCCCUUUCUUUUUCGCUUUCGUUAUCGUUACUCCAAGCCACAUCAAGGUUUACAUUGAAGAAGAGAGGUUAACUCCCGCAGCAAAGACGCAAUUAAAUGUUGCUACACUACAACCUUACAACAUGUCCAUUUUUCUGGGGGACAUAAAAACCGAAGCAGCUAAAAGUGAUGCGAAAAUUUGGCUAAGUCCUUUAUCCGGUUACGCCAUGAAAGAAGCAAUUCCUCAGGACAAUUUAUUGCUGAUGGACUCGCCCAUAGCACUGCCGAAAUCUAUUAAAAAUCCCACAGAGAUUGAAGGAAUGAAGAAUGCUUAUCUCAAGGACAAUACAGCGAUGCUGGAGUUUUUUUACUGGCUUAAAAAUGAGGUCUCUAAAGGAAGUAAGGACCUAACAGAAAUGUCUGCAGUAAAGAAACUGGAAGAAUUUAAAAGUAAACAAGUUGACUACAUGGGUCAUAGUUUUGAUACCAUCGCAGGUUUUGGUCCCAAUGGAGCUAUUAUUCAUUACAGGCCAGAAGAAAGCACAAACUUACAGAUUACCGAUCAAAGUACCUUCCUCGUUGACAGUGGAUCCCAGUUGAAAGAUGGAACAACAGAUACAACUCGUACAGUCCACUUUGGAACACCAACAGCCCAAGAAAAGGAUGCCUACACCCGUGUUUUGAAGGGUCAGAUCGCACUAGCACUGACUAUAUUUCCAAACAAUACGCAAGGUCGUUUCUUAGACACAAUCGCGCGCAGAGAAUUGUGGCAAAAUGGCCUGGACUACAGGCAUGGGACGGGGCACGGUAUUGGCAUGUUUCUCGGUGUACAUGAAGGACCACAGAGAAUAACCGUCGGCUGCCCGAGAGCAUAUGAAAAACCAAUCGUUCCUGGAAUGUUUCAAUCAGAUGAGCCCGGAUAUUACGAAGAUGGUAAAUUCGGCAUCAGACUUGAAACUGUGGUCAUGGCAGUCCCCGCGAAGACACAAAACUCCUUCAAUGACAAGCAGUAUGUGACAUUUGAAGCAGUGUCCUUUCUACCGUACUGGAAGAGUUUGAUCGACUUGGAUAUCAUGACUCCCACUGAGAUUGAAUGGCUCAACAACUACCAUAAGCAAUGCCGGGAGAAGAUUGGCAAUAUGUUAAAAGACCAGGACAAAACCGACGUGUACAAUUGGUUGGUCGAGUUAACUGAGCCAGUUGGCAAAAAAGGACGGAUACCGGCAGCAGGAGCCAGGUCGCUUGCAGUGUCUGCUGUGAUCACGCUUUUUGCAGCCCUUGGGUUGUUUCUUCACAUGUGAGAUACAACUUAUCUCUGGUCGUUUUUAGAGUGCUGAGUGGUAGAAUGAAUGUCAUAGAAGCUGAUGUAAUCUUUUAAAGUGUCAAGUGUAUUGAUAAUCUGUACUUUAUGAAAGUUGUCGUAGGUGUUGUAAAACUACAGUGCCUCAUUGACGGCGAUCUCGAUCUAGUUUUCCAGCUCAUUUCUGUAGUGUUUUUCUUCUAAAGUAAUGGGUUUUUAAAGUACUAUUAUUUGAGUCAUACCGGAAAAAUCUCGGCCUCGAUAUAUACUACGGGUUGAGACAAAAAAAGUUGUCACUUUUGUUCGUUGUUAGGUUUUAACGUUCAUCAUAUUUUUAUUUUGAAAUUUGAGGGCAUCCUUUUCUAGCCCAUGCCGUAACCAUAACUGCUGUUUAAAACCUUAUUACGCUCUAAAUAAAGGAAAAUAAUCAUA
Molecule: messenger RNA, 2627 nt
Organism: Orbicella faveolata
Lineage: Eukaryota; Metazoa; Cnidaria; Anthozoa; Scleractinia; Merulinidae
Product: xaa-Pro aminopeptidase 1-like
Molecular function (GO): metalloaminopeptidase activity
Source: RefSeq, a predicted model, not a curated record